Molecule: messenger RNA, 2197 nt
Organism: Zophobas morio
Lineage: Eukaryota; Metazoa; Arthropoda; Insecta; Coleoptera; Tenebrionidae
Exons: 6
Coding region: 380-2137 (585 amino acids)
Source: RefSeq, a predicted model, not a curated record
AACUGUACAUUAAUAAUUAUUUAAUUGUUGGUUAUUGUAUUAUAACAACUAUCAGGAUCAGAGUUAUCUAAAUCAAAUAACCAAUAGAUAUCUGUGUAAACUGAUUAACGUUAAAAUGUUGUUAUAUCAUUAAAGUGUAGUGGAUCCACAGUUUCGAGUGUAAACUAGAAUUAGAAUUGGUUUCCUUGUGUUUAAAUCAGACGCAGCAUUCAUUUAAAUAAAGGCUAGUGUUUUAGAAAUGAUAAAGAAAUCCAGCGAUAACAAAGUUGAAUACAAUUCUGACAGAUAAGUGUUUUUUUCUUACAAUAUGAUUGCUCACCUGUCUGCGAGAACUACCAAAAAGUGUUAAUAUUAUGUUGAAGUGCACCGACUGAAAGAUAUGCUCAAGUCCGACAGUUCAAGUAUUGAAGAGUGCCCUUUAAAAAAUAAUACUCAGUGCCAAAAGCGUCCAAGAACAUUUAAAGGGCCUCUUCGAGUCGUCCGACUAUGUGUUUUAGGAAUAUUUCUUCCCAGUGUGCUGAUAGCCGUUCCUUUGUACAUGAGAUAUCAUGUGUAUGGCCAUCAACUCUACCCUUUGGCUAUGUCUGAUAUGAGACUAAUUGAUAACAAAGUAUCAACAACAUGGUGUCAAAGACAACUAGUAAAAGUCAAUACAACAUUCAAUGCCUUCCUUUUGGAAAACUCUCCAGUUUUAUCGCCACACUUAAAACCAUUGACAAUGGUCCGCCAUUUGACUUUGGAAGACGAUACAAAGGAAUACUGGGGUUUUUAUCUUUUGGAAGGUUCUAAAGUUACAGUAUCCACUUGUGUAAGGUGGCCCGGUGCCUCCUUAAUUGUCAUAAGAGGCCACAAGCACUUACACGAAUGUGCAUACAUUGGCGACAACUCAUCAGAAGAAUUAGAUGAACUAAUGGAAGCAAUUCGUGAGAAAGGAUAUAUUGAAACAAAUGAAAAUAAACGCAAUGCCACAACUGACCAUCGCGCUCCAGCUAACGAGCCAGAUAUGAUGAAACGUCACAGGGAAGACGUGGAGUUUCAUCACCCAAUACAUCAAAAAAAUUCCAAGAACUAUACCAUAAAGGAAGCUGUUGACGACGCUGAUAUUACAGACCCCGAGAUGUUGAAACCUAUAUUGGACUCGCUUCAAGUUAAAGCAAAGAAAAAUCAAAAACAGAGUCUGGAAGAGAAGCACAUGCAUGUUCACAGAAAUUCGACAAUAGCGAAAGGCGAAGACAAAAAUUUUAAGAUUGAACCACCACAUCUUGAUUUAGCAAACUCGGCAGCUGCAUAUGAUGAUAUUAUUAGACGGCUGGAAAGUUUGGGUAAUAAAAGUAAUGCCGUUCUAGAUCUAAUUAACAGAAAAUUUAGAAACAACACUGAAACUGGGAGAAAUAAUCAAACCAACGACAAAAAUGAACAGAAAUUUGACGUAAAAGGAAGACACUAUUCAAAACCUUCGGUUCAGUUUGACGACAGUAUUGACAGAGCUAGACGGAGAAGGCGAGAAAUUGUUAUUUCAAAUGCUAUGAGGUCCAAUUUUACUGAAGAUGAUAGUGAGCAUGAUUUGGGACUAGAAGAGGAUUUCACUCCCGAUGGCAUUGCAGAUCACAGGGGGACAAUCAAUGAAACCACACUGAACGAUUACAGUAAUAGUGAAUUUUGGUCUUCGUUUUCAAGUUCUGAAGAGGCUUUAUUAAAUUGCGCUGGACUGAUUUUAAAUUUGCCACUGACUCCUCACCACAAUUGUGGUCCCCAUUUGACAGAAGAACAAGCUGAAGAAACAUAUCUUGCCAACACGAUUACUUAUAAAGUGCCUGUGAAUGGUUAUUACUUCUUUGUUUUCAACAGUGAAAAUGAGGUGCAACCAAACUAUAUCCGAGUACAGUUUCACUUGAAAAAAUCUGUUUAUAACGUUACUAACGCCGUAUCAACCUGUUUAAACAGUUCUGAAGAAUGCACAAUGGACCUGAAAUUUUUUUCAUCGGAAAAAUUAGUAAUGGAAUUACCACUCCGUGAAAACGGCACGCUUUGGAACGAGGAGUUUGUGGUUGUAUCAGAAUGUGAACCACGAACUAUGAUUUAUGCAAUUUGUGUGAUAGCUGUACCUGUUCUUGUGAUACUUUUUGCAUUUUCGUGAUAUAUUCAAACAUGUGGAUAUUUUUAUAAAAAAAAAAAUAAAUUAUUCCAAAUUCGCAAA